Salmo salar (Atlantic salmon) is the source of this 3142-nucleotide messenger RNA. Its product is annotated as matrix remodeling-associated protein 8. Lineage: Eukaryota; Metazoa; Chordata; Actinopteri; Salmoniformes; Salmonidae. Gene Ontology annotation, cellular component: membrane; cell surface. Gene Ontology annotation, biological process: cell adhesion; cell differentiation. The record is from RefSeq and is a predicted model, not a curated record.
GAGGAGUCGGAGUUUGUUCAGCAGGCAAACCAAGGAGGGUUAGUUCGGGUCUGUUCGUUUCACUAACUGAGGUUGUUUGGUUCAGUCGCUGAAUGCAGUGAAAAGUUUACACAGCUCAUCAGACAGUCGCUGUUUUCGUGGGCCAAGGAACAACUGAGCUGACGUAUGAGCGGACAUUGUUGUUUUUUUCCUCCGGUGUGACUGGCAAUAGGUGUAGGCAACAAAAGUGCCUGCUCCUUUGUAAACAACAGAGAUUUGAGAUGAAGAUACCGGACGUGAUUCAAGCUCUCCUCUUGGUCCAAAUCCCUGCAGCCUUCCUCUUCACUGCUGUGUUGGCUCAGUCCGACAGCAGCAGUGUGGUUGUUGCGGGCUACAACGUGAGCGCCCCCACUGGCUCUAGGGUGGUACUGCAGUGUGUGAGCGGGCGCAUGGUGUGGACCAGGGACAGUCUGAAGGACAGACAGAGGGUGGUCCACUGGGACCUGUAUCGCCCAGGGCCAGACUAUGCCAUGGAGAGGGUGGCAGACAUGUUCUCUGCUGGAGACCAGCGCAUCUAUAACGGACACAACCAGGGGAGGGUCAGCCUCAGCCAAUCAGCUUUCAACGACGGAAACUUCUCUCUCGUCAUCAGAGACAUUGCGAUAAGUGACCGAGGCCUGUACUCCUGUAACCUGCACCAUCACUACUGUCACCUGUAUGAGACGAUCAGAAUACAGGUCAACGUCACCAAGUUACGUCGUAAGGAGCAGCGGUUCUGGGACGGUCAGAAAGCUGUGUUUGUGGUGUUGGUCGGCAGCACGGUGGUGUUGCCGUGUGUGAAUCGCCGCUCUGUGUGGACAGAAGAUGGCAGUGAGGAGGAACAGCAGGUGGUGCAUUGGGACCGGCAGCCUCCGGGUGUUCGUCACGACCGUGCAGACCGUCUGAUAGACCUGUAUGCCUCUGGGGAGCAGCGCAGCUACGGACCCCUGUUCCUCCAGAGGAAGAUGAACAUCAGCGCUAAGUCCUUCUCACAGGGAGACUUCUCUCUGGCUAUCUCUGCCCUGCAGCCAGGAGAUCAGGGUCUGUACACCUGUCACCUACAUCAUCACUACUGUGGUCUUCAUGAGAGAAGACAGUUUCAGCUCACCGUAGGACCACCUGAGCCUCGGGCUACUGUUGCCCCCAGAGCACUGCCCAACCAAGACAAGGAGGAUAGCAAGGCUGAGGCGUCACGCGUCAUCAACUUCAUCCUGCCCGAUCAGCGACAUCAUUUCCUGCUGCCCCUGGGCUACAUCCUGACUACGCUCCUCCUCCUGGCCUUCAUUGUGCUCAUCAUCAUCAUCAUUACCCACCGACGCAAGACCAAAGCGGGGGAGUUUUACCCACAGACAUCUUUGAGAUCCAACAGGGGUGACAUGGCCACCAAUGAGUUUGAGAUGGACGUUCCUGAAGUCAAGACGUGCAACCAGGAGGAGAAGAAACUAGACUACAAAAACAACCUGCUGAGGGAGAAGGUUCAAAUGUCCACCCUGCCCAAAGUCAUCGACCUGGACAAAGAACAAGUGACAUCAAUAAGGGAUCACAGCUUUCACCUGGAUUCACCUGGUCAGUCUAUGUCAUGGAAAGAAGAUGGAGAAGGUGUAUUGGAAAUGAGAGGGGAGUCAGCUUGCCGCUGGCUGGUCCAGAGGCAGACUCUACAGACACAGGCUGCAUUCCAAACCAACCCCUAGGCCCUCUGCUACUGGUGUGCUAGUGUACUGUAGGGAUGUCCACUCUACUCCACUAGUCCCACCUCUACAUUCCACCUCAAGCCUCUCACCCACAGUUAGACCCUUCACUCACAUUUGAUAACCACAAUGUGAUUGUAAAGCUUACUGUAUGCUUCACAGGUGAAACAGUUUGCGCAUAUAUUAUGGCGAAAUGUUGUGCCGUUUUUGUUCGUUUUGAUGUUCGGCAGGUUCAUGCACACAAAACAUUUUCUUGAGGCAAGUCAAAGUUCGGUAGUUGAAGUCUACACCCUUUUGUCGGUGAUUGGUCAACUGUACUACUCCUAGUAGGAGUGGGAACUAUGGAAGGGAUUCUUCAAUGAAGUGUUUGUUGUCAUUCAACGAGAGACAACUCGUUUUCAUGCAUGUGACUAAGACCUCCUCGGCCAAAACGUCAUUUAUUACAGAUUUCUGGAUUUAUCUUCGAUUAAUUCUGACUAUUUUGAGGAAGUGUAUACUGGCUAUGUUGUUGCUUCGGCGUCUCGUGCUUUUGUCUUGUUUUUCAAGCGAAGGUCUUUUAAGGGAGUAUGUGAGGCACAGACGUUUGCUUAACCUAGCCGAGUUCUGCUAGGAGCAAAGCGAACCUAGUAUGUGGGCGCCUUUAAACAGUUAAACAGCAAUACUAUUACCUUCAUAUUGUUACAAUUAUGUAAUUGGUUGCAAAAAAAUGCCGUUGUGGAAAGGUAUUUAUUUACAAAGAUGCACAGGGUUUAAAUUACAGGUUUGCCGAAGCCCAGAGUUUUUCCCAUGUUAGGUUAGAUGGUUAGGGUAACUCCAGUUCCUAUGAGGCAGGUACCUGUGUUCUCUCAGCACCACUGAACCCUCUAGAGGGGAGUGAAGGCCAUGACUUCUUCAGACAGCAUUACACGCUACAGAUAUAAGUCAUCCUUAGACACAGACCUAGGAUCAACCUACAAUCCCAACAUUAACCAUUAAGAGGGAACAAUGCAAAACUGGCCAUAGAUCAGAGUCUAGGGGCAACUUCAUCCUACUCUGCUUCACAUUUGCAACUACAGUAUAUACAGUAAUUGUUAAUAAAAACCUAUUGUGAGUGAUCAUACUGCCAUCACGUGACUAUAUUGGUGUAUUGUACUGUCUCCUUUUGACUGACUAGGUCGUCAUUGUAAAAUAUAACUGGUUUUCAAUGACUUACCUGGCUAAACAGAGGUUAAAUAAAGUGAUACAAGUGUAAUUUUGUAAUAAAUAAGCCAUUGCAUUGCACAUUAUGAACUGUUUUUAUUUGUGUAUUCUGAUGCUUUAUGUUACUAUUGUAUUGUAUCGUUAAUGGACUGAAUCCCUUAUAUCCGUUAAGUUUUGACACUUUCCUGUAUCAUGUCUCCUUGUCUGCAUAACAAAUAGCUUAUUGGGACAAUAAAGAUCUACUCUACCCAACUCUA